UCACCCUUAAGUAAGUGGCAUGACAUGUCAUCAUUUUUUUUUUCUUUUUGUCGGCCAUGUAGGGUAAUUUCGUCAUUUAAAGAAGCUAUCUGUGGAGAAAGAGAGUACAAUAAUUCACCAGUUCGCGACAGAUGAGAUAGUAACCAACUGCUAAAAUGCGCAGUUUUUUUUUUUUCAUCCCCCAUCGGAUCCCAUUUGAAUGUCGUCAAUUAAAAAACCAAAAAUAUAAUAAUAAUAAUAAUAAGAAAGCUGGAAUUUCAUCGUCUUCCCUUUAACUUCCCCCUUCGUGACUGUAGAUCUCGUGGGUGUCCUUCUGUCUUCGGUCUUCCCUCUUUUGUGAGACCAAGAAAGUUUCUUUUCUUUUUCUUUCUUUUUUUUGACAAAAAACGAAGAUUUUCGAAGAUAAUGCAAGGAUCAGCAGCUGAACCAGAUGAAAAUGACGAACGAGUAAAGCUCGAGGCUCUCAUUAAUGGCGGAUUCUAAACUAGAUAACCGACCUACCACUCGCAUGUCUCUACUCUUGCUUGUUUUGUUUACUGUUUUGAUUGCAGUAGCAGAAGCAGCACUGGUAGCGGAGCUCAAGGAAGAUGACGACCAACCUUUUGUUGGAGUAAACAUCGGCAGCGACGUCUCCAAUUUCUUGUCUCCCACUGAUCUGGUUUCGUUUCUUCAAUUACAGAAGAUCACCCACAUCCGCCUCUACGACGCCAACACCGACAUUCUUCGAGCUCUCGCUCGCACCAAAAUCCGUGUCAUCGUCGGCAUUCCCAAUAAUCAGCUCCUUGCUAUCGGCUCAUCGAAUGCCACCGCGGCCGCCUGGGUCGGUCGCAAUGUCGCUGCAUUCUACCCGGAAACCCUCAUUACCGGCAUCGCGGUUGGCGAUGAGGUCUUGACCACCGUCCCCUCAUCGGCUCCUCUUCUUCUCCCUUCAAUUCAGUCGCUGUACAGUGCUCUAGUGGCCUCGAAUCUCCAUGCCCAGAUCAAAAUUUCGACGCCCCAUGCCGCGUCCAUCAUCCUCGAUCCAUUUCCCCCAUCCCAGGCCUUCUUCAACCAAUCUCUCGUUCCAUUCAUCCUCCCUCUGAUUCAAUUCUUAUCGAAAACGGGUUCUCCUCUCAUGAUGAACCUCUACCCUUACUAUGUGUUCAUGCAGAAUAAAGGGGUCGUGCCUCUGGAUAAUUCGCUCUUCAAGCCAUUAACUCCUUCCAAAGAAAUGGUCGAUCCCAACACCUUGCUUCACUACACCAGUGUACUUGAUGCCAUGAUCGACGCUGCGUACUUCUCCAUGAAGAAUCUCAAUAUCACAGACGUCGUAGUUCUAGUGACGGAGUCCGGCUGGCCAUCGAAAGGGGACUCGAACGAGCCUUACGCUACCAUCGACAACGCGGACACGUACAAUUCGAAUCUGAUUAAGCAUGUUUUCGACCGGAGCGGAACCCCGUUCCACCCGGAAUUCACUUCCAGCGUAUAUAUCUACGAGCUAUUUAACGAAGAUUUGAGGUCGCCGCCCGUGUCGGAGGGGAGUUGGGGGCUAUUCUACGGGAACACAACGCCGGCAUACUUGCUACAUGUGUCCGGAAUUGGAACGUUCUUGGCAAACGACACGACGAACCAGACGUACUGCGUGGCGAUGGACGGAGUGGACACGAAGACGUUGCAGGCUGCUCUCGAUUGGGCAUGUGGGCCGGGAGAGGCGAAUUGCUCAGACAUUCAGCCAGGGGAGAACUGUUACCAACCCAACAACGUAAAGAGCCAUGCUUCCUAUGCGUUCGAUAGCUACUACCAGAAGGAAGGCAAGGUAGCUGGGUCAUGUGAUUUUAAGGGAAUCGCCACGAUCACCACCACAGACCCAAGUCACGGGAAUUGUAUUUUUCCUGGAAGUAAGAAGAGAAGCAAGAAGACGAAGGCAGCUAGAAGCGAGGCGGACACAAGUGGAGCAGCGGCAGUGGGCACAGUCAGAGCGACUGGAAGGCCCGAGGUUUCACGUGCUUAUCUUCUUGUCCUCUUGUUAGCUUCCAUCACUUUUGCUAUUUAUGAAUUAUGACGCCACAGUGAGGUAAAAACCAAAGAUAAAAAAAAGGGAGAGAAGAAGAAAAUAUCGACGAAUUGUUUUUGUUAAAUUGAACAUCGUGUGACAAGGUAUGAAGAGGAGAGGAGCGGAGACUACUCUAUACCUUUCCAUUGCAAGAAUGAUUGUUUCGUUUACGAGCACAGAAUGAUGAAUUGAUGGAUUUGGUGGGUACUGAGUACUGUGGAAUGUGGAUCCCCUGUUCUGUUCACAGGAAAGCCGGGAAAAGUGGGGGAGCUUUUUCUUUUCUUUUCUUUGGGAUUCUUUUUUUCAGUUUGUCACCAAGCAACAAGAUGGAGCCAUGGGAGGGAAGAAAUUGAAAAUUCUUUAGACCCUUUUUAGGGGGCCUUUAUCUAUAUAAAAAAGUUGCUUUUGUUUAGAAGCUGGAGAGGCCAAUUAGAGAUAGAAGAGUUGUUAGAUGUUAGAACUUUGAUUUCUUUUUACUGGUGGGAAUCAUUUGAUUUUGGUCUGAAUAAUGAACUAUUCAUUAUCUGUCUUUUAGUUUUCU
Messenger RNA from Nelumbo nucifera (sacred lotus), 2573 nucleotides. RefSeq names its product glucan endo-1,3-beta-glucosidase 1-like. Lineage: Eukaryota; Viridiplantae; Streptophyta; Magnoliopsida; Proteales; Nelumbonaceae. Gene Ontology annotation, biological process: carbohydrate metabolic process. The record is from RefSeq and is a predicted model, not a curated record. Gene Ontology annotation, molecular function: hydrolase activity, hydrolyzing O-glycosyl compounds.